GCAUACGUUGUUGGACUUGUCGAGACUGUGUUGCCCAAAAGGAGAAAGCGGAGCAAGAAAAACUAUUAGACAUUUAGACCGUCUAAAGGUGGAAGAAAGAAACUGAAAGAAAGAUUAGGAAGAGAUACACAGAGAGUGAGUGGGAGCUCAGUGGAUUCAGAAGAACUAUCUAUACGCUUCAUCGUUCGGUCUCGAGAUUUUGUUGCUGUGGUCAGUACUUGCAUCCUUGGUUAUGCUAUUGUUGCAACUGCAAAUUUUAAUUUUUUUCACUGGAUGUCUUAAUUGAAGGAUACAUGCUGCUACAAAUGGUACAAGGGGAUUGUAGCCUUAACAACUUCACUGUCAUUCUCAGAUCUGUCGGGGCCUUCUGUGGAGAUUGGUUUAAAAUUACUCCCCUGCAUCAAUGUAGAUGUUAAGUAGUGCAACUGUUCUGAGUCUGAAUGGAGACCAAUGUUUAUAUGUUGUUUUGUAUGCGUGCAAGUGAAAUAGUUAGACUUCUGGUACUUUUGGUGUUCUUCUGAACGGUAAUGCAUCCAGUGCUGAACCAUGGGUACUUCUGUUUCUACAUUCUGUCAGGUCUUCUUCUCAUCUCCAUGCUUUUCCUCAGUUCAGGGCAUUAUAUGAGUGAAGGAAUUGAAGUAGAAACAUUGUUGCAUGAUUAUUUUGAAUCAUUUCUAAGCAAUGAAUAUGAGAGAAGAUCCUUUCACUAUAUGAAGCUGUCAACAUCUCUUUCUCCAUUGAAUAAUUCAGUGUCUUGUGAGGAUUUGAAAGGCGUUGGAUCGUUGAACACGACCUGCCUGCUAAGUUCAAAUCUGUAUCUUGACAAUGAUCUUCAUGUAAUUGGAACGGGAAACCUAGAGAUCCUCCCUCAUGUUUCUAUUAUCUGUCCUAUUGAAGGCUGUUUGAUUAGUUUCAACAUAUCUGGAAAUGUUAAAGUGGGCCAAUAUGCUGCUCUUAUUGCCGGCUCUGUAAUUGUUUAUGCCACAAAUCUGACUCUGGAUUACCAUUCAACUAUUAACACAACGUCCUUGGGAGGGUCACCACCUUCUCAAACUAGUGGUACACCAAUUGGCUAUGAUGGAGCUGGUGGAGGGCAUGGAGGUCGAGGUGCUUCCUGUCUGAAAAAUAACAGGACAAAUCUUUGGGGUGGGGAUGUUUAUGCUUGGUCUACUUUGUCUCAUCCAUGGAGUUAUGGAAGUAAGGGGGGCAGCACAUCUGCUGAAAAAAAAUUUGGAGGGAAUGGGGGAGGCCGAGUCAUGCUUAAAGUGAAGGAUGUAUUAUAUGUGAAUGGAUCUGUUACAGCUGAUGGAGGUGAAGGGGGGCUUAAAGGGGGAGGUGGGUCAGGUGGAAGUAUCAUUAUACAGGCUCUGAAGUUGAAAGGAACUGGUACUAUUAGUGCAGCAGGUGGUAGAGGAUGGGGUGGAGGUGGAGGUGGAAGAAUAUCUCUGGACUGCUACAGCAUACAAGAUGUAAAGAUCACUGUGCAUGGUGGUGAGAGUAUUGGCUGUCCUGGGAAUGCUGGUGCAGCAGGCACUUCCUUUGAUGCGACUUUAUUGAGUUUAAGGGUUGGCAAUGACAAUGUCACAACACAAACAGAAACUCCUUUGCUGGAUUUCCCUACAAGUCCACUAUGGUCAAAUGUUUAUGUUGAGAAUAAUGCAAAAGUUUUGGUUCCUCUUCUUUGGACCAGAGUUCAGGUGAGAGGCCAAAUCAGUGUUCUCUGUGGGGGUAGCAUCAGCUUUGGAUUGUCUGACUAUCCAGUGUCAGAAUUUGAGCUUGUAGCAGAAGAACUUCUAAUGAGUGAUUCCAUCAUCAAGGUAUAUGGUGCAUUCAGGAUGGCUGUCAAGAUGUUACUUAUGUGGAACUCAAAAAUUCAAAUAGAUGGUGGGGGGAAUGAUAAUGUUGCUACAUCUGUUCUUGAAGUCCGGAAUCUUGUUGUUCUCAGGGAAAAUUCCAUCAUUAGUUCAAACGCAAACUUGGGCGUCUAUGGUCAAGGGCUUUUGAGGUUGACUGGUCAUGGUGAUGCAAUCAAAGGCCAGAGACUUUCCUUGUCACUAUUUUAUAACAUAACUGUCGGGCGAGGUGCCUUACUUCAGGCUCCACUGGAUGAUGAAACUGGUCGUAAUUUGGCAACUAAAUCCCGUUGUGAGAGUCAGACAUGUCCAAUGGAUUUGAUAGCUCCUCCAGAAGAUUGCCAUGUUAACAAUACAUUGUCCUUUUCCUUGCAAAUUUGUCGUGUUGAAGACCUCACUGUUAAUGGCCUUGUCAAAGGUAGCAUUCUUCAAAUUCACAGGGCAAGGACUGUUGUUGUUGACACAGAUGGCAUGAUAAGUGCAUCAGAAUUAGGUUGCAAUGAAGGCCUUGGUAGAGGAAAUUUUUCAAAUGGAGCUGGAGGUGGUGCUGGACAUGGGGGGCGAGGAGGAUCUGGAUUUUACAAUGGACGGUUUAGUGAAGGUGGUAAAGAAUAUGGUGAUGCUGAUCUUCCUUGUGAGUUGGGAAGUGGAAGUGUGGGGCCUAGUAAAACGUAUGGUCAUGUUUCUGGAGGGGGGAUGAUAGUAAUAGGGUCCAUUCAAUGGCCCCUCUUGAAGCUUGACAUUUAUGGAUCUUUAAUGGCUGAUGGUCAAAGCUAUGGUAAAGCAAUAAGAGACCACAAUAGUAACUUGGUGGGUGGAAUUGGUGGUGGUUCUGGUGGGACAAUUCUUCUUUUCCUUCAAGCACUUACACUUGGUGAAAAUUCUUCUUUAUCGGUUUCUGGGGGCAAUGGUGGUCCUGUUGGUGGCGGUGGUGGAGGUGGUGGGAGAGUUCAUUUUGAUUGGGCUACGAUAGCCACUGGAGACGAAUAUGUUCCAAUUGCAACCAUAAAUGGUGCCAUUGACAGUAGUGGAGGAGUUGGGGAUAGUGGCGGUCAUUGUGGAGGGGCAGGCUCCAUUACAGGGAAGAAGUGUCCCAAAGGACUUUAUGGUACAUUCUGCAAUGAAUGCCCUGUUGGGACUUACAAAGAUAUUGAAGGCUCUGAUGUAUCUCUUUGCAUUCCUUGCUCUCUUGAGUACUUACCGCACCGUGCGGAAUUUAUAUAUGUACGAGGAGGAGUUACUCAGCCAUCUUGCCCAUAUAAAUGCGUAUCUGACAAGUAUAGGAUGCCAAAUUGUUAUACACCUCUUGAAGAGCUUGUAUAUACAUUUGGAGGGCCAUGGACCUUUGCCCUUACCCUGUCAUUCAUUCUGGUGCUUCUAACUCUUUUAUUAACUACUUUGAGAAUUAAAUUAGUUGGACCAGAUUAUCCCUAUCAUACUGCAGAUUCUAUGGAACACCACAAUCAUCACCAAUUGCCCUAUCUCCUUUCCCUAGCAGAGGUGCGUGGAACGAGCAGAGCAGAAGAAACUCAAAGCCAUGUGCAUAGAAUGUACUUCAUGGGUCCCAAUACCUUCAGAGAACCAUGGCAUCUUCCUUACUCUCCACCUGAUGCAAUAAUUGAGAUUGUGUAUGAAGAUGCUUUCAACAGAUUUAUUGAUGAGAUUAACUCUGUUGCUGCAUAUGAGUGGUGGGAAGGGUCAGUGCACAGCAUACUUUCAGUGCUUGCUUAUCCUUGUGCCUGGUCUUGGAAACAAUGGCGUCGGAGAAAUAAGAUUCAUCGCCUUCAGGAAUAUGUGAAAUCAGAAUAUGAUCAUUCAUGUCUUCGUUCUUGCAGAUCACGAGCUCUGUACAAAGGGAUGAAGGUUGGAGCAACACCAGACUUAAUGGUUGCAUAUAUUGAUUUCUUCCUUGGUGGUGAUGAGAGACGAUUAGAUGCAGCCUCCAGCAUACAGAAGAGAUUCCCUAUGUGCAUUAUUUUUGGUGGGGAUGGUAGCUACAUGUCACCAUACAAUCUUCAUAGUGAUAUGUUGUUGUCUAAUCUUCUCAGUCAGCACAUCCCUACAGAAAUCUGGAAUCGCUUUGUUGCUGGUUUGAAUGCUCAGUUGAGGACGGUGAGACAGGGAUCAAUCCGUUCUGCUCUACUUCCCGUUAUGAAUUGGAUAAAUAGCCAUGGAAAUCUCCAACUUGAGUUCCACGGUGUUAGAAUCGAGUUGGGAUGGUUCCAGGCCACUGCUUCUGGUUAUUACCAGCUGGGUAUCUUGGUAGCGGUUGGUACUUAUUCUCUCCACAACAUUAGCCAGUCUGAUUCAUUGGAUACCAGUUAUGGUGACCGUCAAAGGAAAAGUUCUGCUAUCGCACGGAAGAGCCUCAAGCAAUUGCCACAGGGUCAGCCAUUCAUUGGCCAUGCAUUGUCUCGUAAAAGAAUCACUGGAGGAGUGAGUGGAGGGAUUUUAAAUGAAGCAACAUUAAAAUCCUUGGAUUAUAAAAGGGAUUUCCUAUUCCCAUUUUCUCUUUUAUUACACAACACCAGACCUGUUGGUCUUCAGGAAAGUCUUCAAUUCCUGAUCUCUAUCAUGCUUUUAGGAGAUCUUAUCAUCACUCUCCUUACAUUGCUUCAGUUCUACUGGAUUUCUCUUGGAGCCUUUCUUGCUGUCCUUCUUAUUCUUCCUCUGUCUUUGCUCUCUACAUUUCCUGCUGGUUUGAAUGGUCUUUUCAGUCAAGGUCCUAAAAGAGCUUCACUCUCGCGUGUUUAUGCAUUGUGGAAUGCUACAUCUCUGUCCAACAUUGCUGUGGCUUUUGUCUGUGGCAUUUUGCACUAUGGUUUCUCCUCUUUCCAGCCACCACAAAAGGAAAAUUCAUGGAACCUUAGAAGGGAGGAUGAUAAAUGGUGGAUUCUUCCUACUUUCCUUCUUCUGGUCAAGUCAAUACAAGCACGCUUUGUUGACUGGCAUAUAGCAAAUCUGGAAAUUGAGGAUUUUUCUUUAUUCAGUAGAGAUCCUGAGAGUUUCUGGCUCCAUGAGAAUCCUUCGUAGCAUGGCAGAAUCAGAGGCUUCAGAAUGAAUUAGCAAGCAUGACCAUACAGUCUAAAAGAUUCAAAUGAAGGUGGAGAAUUUUCUUCAAGCCCAACCAUAUCAUCCUUACUGUAAAUAUGUCUAAAUUUGUAAAAUGCAUUUGUUAUUGCGUGGGGUUCUUUCUGUUCAGCUUGUAUUACCACCGAAGGGAUUUCGAAGAAAAAGCCAUGUGAAUAAGUAGGUAGAAGAGAACUCAAAGGUCAAAAUUCUUUUUUCACUAGUUAUUAAUUUAUGAGUGAACGGGCAGUCAUUUUUCAUCCAAUCUGCCAGCAGAUAAGGAACACAAAUUAACUGGACAACCUGUAGCCAUCCAUUGUAUUGACCUUCAUAUAUAUUUUUUUCUACCAGGAUACCUUUACAUAUGAUAAAAAAUGUUGAGGAUUUAUGGUGCAUUAGCGAUUUGAUUGAGCUGUAAUGAAAAAGUUGGGUAUGUAAGUGAGUCUAUGAGCAUGAAGCUUAUUCAAACUAGAAGAAUUUCUAUCAUUCUAUGGUCUACCAUUAUGUAAGAUCUCAAUUUUCUGUAA
Nelumbo nucifera (sacred lotus) is the source of this 5449-nucleotide messenger RNA. Its product is annotated as MraZ. Lineage: Eukaryota; Viridiplantae; Streptophyta; Magnoliopsida; Proteales; Nelumbonaceae. The record is from RefSeq and is a predicted model, not a curated record.